GGUAGUAGCUGCAAAUCUUCUGGUCUCAUCCAGGCUGGAGUCUCCAGGCAGCCCGGACCUCCCCUCGGAGGAUUUGGGAGCUGAGCCACCAGCUCCAGCCAGAUCUGCCGGCCGGAGGCGGAGCAGACCUGCUUCUCUCCGACGGGGGCGGGGCCACGCGUUGCGUGUGCUCCAGAAAAACACCGCAAAAGAUUCUGUAAGUACCGUUGAAGCCAGGCCUGGGCGGGUAGGAGCCAGAAGAAUGGCUGCACUGACUUCAACAGUACUGGUGGACAUACGAGAUGAGGUGACCUGCCCCAUCUGCCUGGAGCUCCUGACGGAACCCUUGAGCAUAGACUGUGGCCACAGCUUCUGUCAAGCCUGCAUCACAGAGAAUAGCAAAGAAUCGCUGAUUGGCCAAGAAGGAGAAAGCAUCUGUCCUAUGUGUCAGGCCAGCUACCAACUCAGGAACCUGCGGCCUAAUCGGCACCUGGCCAACAUAGCAGAGAGGCUCAGAGAGGCGGCACUGGGUGCAGGGAGGCAGCUGAAGGUGAUUCUUUGUGCACAUCAUGGCGAGAAACUCCAGCUCUUCUGUAAGGAGGAUGGGAAGCUAAUUUGCUGGCUUUGUGAGCGGUCUCAGGAGCAUCGAGGUCACCACACGUUCCUCAUGGAGGAGGUUGCCCAGGAGUACCAGGAGAAGUUCCAGGAGUCUCUGAAGAGGCUGAGGCAAGAGCAGCAGGAAGCUGAGAAACUAAAAGCUGUUAUCAUAGCAAGGAGGACAUCCUGGAAAAACCAGCUGGAACCUGAAAGACACCGGAUCCAGACAGAGUUUAAUCAGUUGAGAAGCAUCCUGGACAAAGAGGAGCAGCGGCAACUGAAAAAGCUGGAAGAGGAAGAGAGGAAGGGGCUCAGUAUUAUAGAAGAGGCUGAGGAUGAGCUAGUUCACCAGAGCCAGGCACUGAAGGAGCUCAUCUCAGACCUGGAACGUCGGUGUCAGGGGUCCACAAUGGAGCUGCUGCAGGAUGUGAGUGAUGUCACAGAAAGGAGUGAGUACUGGACUCUGAAGAAGCCAGAAGAUCUCCCCACCAAGCUGAAGAGUGUGUUUCGAGCCCCAAAUCUGAAAAAGAUGCUACGAGUGGUCAGAGAGCUAACAGAUGUCCAAAGCUACUGGGUGGACGUGACUCUGAAUCCACACACAGCUAAUUUAAAUCUUGUCCUGUCUAAAAACCGGAGACAGGUGAGAUUUGUGGGCGCCAAGCUGUCUGAGUCUCACGUGGAAGAGCACCAUGACUGUAGUGUUUUGGGCUCUCAACUCUUCUCCUCAGGAAAACAUUACUGGGAGGUAGAUGUGACCAAGAAGACUGACUGGAUCCUGGGGGUGUGCAGCCAUUCAGCAGGACCUCCAUUCUCUUUCAACCCGUUUGUGAAGAAGUGGAAUGUCUACUCCGGAUACCAACCUCAGAAUGGAUACUGGGUAAUCGGGUUACAUCAUAAACAUGAAUAUAGAGCCUAUGAGGACUCUUCCAGUUCCCUGCUCCUCUCCAUGACAGUGCCCCCUCGCCGCGUUGGCAUUUUCUUAGACUAUGAGGCUGGCACUGUCUCCUUUUUUAAUGUAACAAACCACGGCUUUCCCAUCUACACCUUCACUAAAUAUUACUUUCCUACCACUCUUUGUCCAUAUUUUAAUCCUUGCAACUGUGUUGUCCCAAUGACCCUGCGCCGCCCAAGCUCUUGAAUGCUCUGCUGUCCCACCCACACCUGAGCAGUGCCUUUUAAGGCUCACCCACACCUCACAUCUCCUUUCUGACCUUCUCUGCUCUGCAUUCUUUCUGCUUUUUCUUUGAACAUCAGUCAGUUCUAGAAUACACCUGCUUGUGACAAUGAACAUCUUUCAGUAAGUAAUUACAGAUCUUGAGAUGGGUGGGGAUAACUUUCAACCUUUUACUAUUAAUCAUGGUAUGGAAUUUGGAUAGAGGUUUUUUUCUCCUUUUUUGGUCAUGUAGGGGAUCAAACUUAGGAAGUUGUCUUAAUUUGCUGAAAGUUUUUAUACUGAAUGGAAGAUUGAUUUCAAUAGCUAUUGUCUCUUAACAGUUGAGAUAAUUGUGUGUUGUUUUUAUUCUG
This is a messenger RNA of Artibeus jamaicensis (Jamaican fruit-eating bat), 2100 nucleotides long. RefSeq names its product tripartite motif containing 6 (gene TRIM6). NCBI's taxonomy places the organism in Eukaryota, Metazoa, Chordata, Mammalia, Chiroptera, Phyllostomidae. Gene Ontology annotation, molecular function: zinc ion binding; protein binding. Bases 242 to 1714 code for a protein of 490 amino acids. The transcript is spliced from 9 exons. The record is from RefSeq and is a predicted model, not a curated record.